GUUGGGGAUUGUUUUUUUUUAAUUACUGGUUUCUAUAAAAAUUCUUCAUUUAUUUUGGAACAUUUCAUUUGUACAGAUUUACACAUUUUGGGAGCUUAAUCGCUUAAAAUACUGUUUAAUAUUAAAUUCACAACACUGUUACAGUUACGCCUUGGCGGGACGGCCUGCCUCAUACCAAUAUUCACUUAACCACUCGAAAUGUAGAAUAACCUAAUCUUGGCCCACCCAGACUACUAGAAUGGCUACUGAGAUGCUAGUGUUCUGUCCUAGCUUUGUGAUAUUAAUUUGUAUGCAUUCCAGUUUUAAUAAUCUUAGAAUCAGACGAUAUGGCCUCCAGGUCUUUUUUAUUCAAACUACUAGUUCGGUGUGCAGUAAGUCUUUAUGCUCUAAUACUCGGAAGUUUUGGAGUGUGGGAGGCGGGCUUUAGCUAGAGCCACCGCCUCCUUGAUACGUGGCUUCAAUCAGGUCGUCUUUGCGCACAUAGAUACGCGCUGUUACGCAACUGGAGGUCAUUAUUUGUCGUAGAGAAGUUUUAUCGGCUUGUGUAAAGAAAAAUGAGUGGUCGAGGAAAAGGUGGGAAAGGUCUUGGGAAAGGAGGCGCCAAGCGUCAUCGCAAAGUUCUUCGUGAUAAUAUCCAAGGUAUCACUAAGCCAGCUAUUCGUCGUUUGGCUCGCCGUGGAGGAGUCAAGCGUAUUUCUGGUCUCAUCUACGAAGAGACCCGAGGAGUGCUAAAGGUGUUUCUGGAGAAUGUUAUUCGCGAUGCAGUCACCUACACCGAGCACGCCAAGAGAAAGACCGUCACCGCUAUGGAUGUGGUUUAUGCCCUAAAGCGUCAGGGUCGCACUCUGUACGGCUUUGGUGGGUAAACCUGUAUUUCAGAAAUGCGUUUUGCAUCUACCCAAAGGCUCUUUUAAGAGCCGCCCAUAUUCUCUAUUGAAAGCAGCAUUUCCUCGUUAUUGUCGAGCUUAUUUUUUUAUUAAUCUGUAUUGACCUUGUAAUGGCAGUGCCUAUUGGUUUGGUUGUAUGUUGUGAAUUGGGGAGUGGGAAACCCAGCAAGGCCCAGUCUCCCCCCCCUCACAGGAAGAUGCAGCCCCCCCACCCCCACCAGGGACAGUUCCAUGGGAUCUCAUGGCAGCCCCCCACAGAACUGCACACCCAAGGAGGCAAAGUCAACUCUGGCCUCUCACUCCAGUCAGACAAAGGACAUGGCCCCAACCUUCUGUGGACUCCCCUGCUUUCUUGAUGGGAAUCUCUGAUGGGUGCGCAGGCAAAAUGGGAGCCGCCUCCGAUGGCUCCCAGGACACAGGAGGGGGAUUUAUGACCAUCCACACCUCUCUGCACAGUGACUUUUGGAGUGGGGAGAGGGAACCCAGAGUAGAUGGAGGAUCCAGCCCUGUCACCAUCAGCUUCCCUUCUGUUUCUGUCAAUCCUGGACCAACUGCAGUCACAAUAAUAAAUACAUUUCGUGCUGCAA
Messenger RNA from Anguilla anguilla (European eel), 1474 nucleotides. RefSeq names its product histone H4. The coding region runs from base 555 to 866 and encodes 103 amino acids. Gene Ontology annotation, biological process: nucleosome assembly. Gene Ontology annotation, cellular component: nucleosome. The transcript has a single exon. The record is from RefSeq and is a predicted model, not a curated record. NCBI's taxonomy places the organism in Eukaryota, Metazoa, Chordata, Actinopteri, Anguilliformes, Anguillidae. Gene Ontology annotation, molecular function: DNA binding; structural constituent of chromatin; protein heterodimerization activity.